CUCUCUCACAUACACACACACACACACACACAUACACACAGGAAAAGCUGGAGACAGUCUCCACAGCACCUCACACCACAGCCUCAGUGCACCUCGGCGGCCCAAACGGGAUCCUCCCCUACUUUGAUAGUUGCUUAAUUACUCAUGUGACGGCACGCAGAUGUCUGGGAUGCUCCAGCUCAAAGUUCUACCAAAUAACUCGCUGACUGACUGAGUGACAGGAUCCGAGGGGAGGCAGACGUUUAAGGAGCGCCCUUUAUCUGUGAAUCAAGCAACGCAACACGUUCAGCAAUGGUCCCUCUGACCCUACGCACGUUCUUGCUAACAGCCAUCAUGGCCUCCAGUGGACUGACUCAAGCAAACAUCACCGAGGAGGUCGCCAGCACCCUCUUUCCCAUCUCAACCAUCAAACCCAUGGGACCUAUCAGCCAAGCGGAAAAUCUCUCAGGCUUUCAGAGCUAUAACAAAUCCUUACCCUUAUGUAAAGAACCCACUUCCACUACAGAGACCUUCAGGAUCAUCAAUACCAUCAUCUCAUGUGUGGUAUUUGUGGUGGGCUUGGUGGGCAACGCCACAGUCCUAAGGAUUAUCUACCAGCACAAGUGCAUGAGAAAUGGACCUAAUGCUCUGAUUGCAAGCCUGGCACUGGGUGACCUCAUGUAUAUCACUACAGACAUUCCCAUCACCGUCUACAAGCUUCUGAUGAGAAAAUGGCCGCUGGAUGACACCACCUUCGGCGUCUUCCUGUGCAAAAUGGUGCCCUUCAUUCAAAAAUCAUCAGUCGGCAUCACUGUGCUGAACCUGUGUGCACUCAGUGUGGACAGGUACAGGGCUGUUGCCUCGUGGAGUCGUGUUCAAGGAGUCGGCAUUCCUUUACUCACCGCUGUUGAAAUUUUGCUCAUCUGGGUGCUGUCGUUCAUUCUGGCCGUGCCUGAGGCGAUAGGGUUUAACAUGGUGUCCUUCUCCUACCGCAACAUGACUUUCCAUACCUGCAUGCUCAAACCUUCAGACUCCUCCGAAUUCAUGCAGCUAUAUGUACAAGCAAAGGACUGGUGGCUGUUUGGAUUUUAUUUCUGCAUGCCACUGGCCUGCACAGCAAUUUUUUACACCCUCAUGACCUUUACGAUGCUCAGCCAUAGGAAAGGAACUCUCCGGAUUGCCCUAAGUGACCACCUCAAACAGAGGCGAGAGGUGGCCAAGGCCGUUUUCUGUCUGGUCCUGAUCUUUGUGCUCUGCUGGAUCCCCCUGCACCUCAGCAGAAUCCUGAAGAAAUUGGUGCCCAAUCCUCGUGAUGAAAACCGCUGUGAUCUGUACAGCAUCCUCUUGAUCCUGGACUAUCUUGCCAUAAACCUGAUCACCAUCAACUCCUGCAUCAAUCCCAUCAUCCUCUACUUUGUCAGCAAGAAGUUCAAGAAUUGCUUUAAGUCUUGCUUGUGUUGUUGUUGGCGCCGCUCAAUGAACCAAGUCACCAGCAUGGGGCAGAUGAACGGCACAAGUAACCAGGGCAAAACCCAAGAUCCCAAAAACCUCCAGAAUGAUCGUACCAUCCAGAAGUACAGCUAUUGAACAAAUUUGUGAUGUAUACCGCAUUACAAUUAUGCAUUUUGGCAGAUGCUUUUUUUUUUUAUCUGAAGAAUUGAACUGAUCAGACAUAGAGUGACGGUUUGCUGGUACUGGUAUUCAAACUCACAACUGUCCGAUACGUAGUCCAGAGCCCCUAACCACUGAGUCACCACUUCCCACUCAUAGUGCCACCUCUGGUCUGGAAGACCAACCGAGUUUCGUCAGAAACGAGAUUUGCCGUCAGUAUGGAAGACACCACCCAGUCAUCUAUAAUGUCUGAAGUUAAGCUUUCAGAGGAAACUAGUACUACUCUGUGCUGGACACAGACGGACUGAAGCUGCUUAUACUGUAUACUGUAUAUGUUUUCAUACACACAACACAAUGGGGCUGAUGUAUGCAAAGUCCUGCUCCCAGAGCAAACAUUCCCAGAAUCUUCUGCGGGGAUGUUUUGCCGUGAGAGAGAGGGCAAGGGUGGAGGGGGGUCAGCAGGAUGCAGCUGAACGUCAUCUAUAAAUGAACCCAAUCAGAGGCCCAAGAACACACAAUAAAUAGGCUACACAAAUACAUGUAUAAGCUAUGUCUACACUUUCUCAAGGGACAGGAAACUGGAGGAAGGAAGAGUUAAGUAGUGUGUUACAAAUCCUGCAUAUGGGUGUAAAUAUGGACUGCACAAACCUCCACCAAAAAAACCCCCCAACUCUCCUCCUUCCUUCCCAUUGCUGCUUAUGAGUGCGGUCUAAAUUCAGAUCUAUUCAGAUCCAGGAAGCCUGAUUUUACUUUCAUUCAUACUCAUAUCCCUCACUUCAGAAUAGUUUUUUUUUCCAUCCUGAAUGUCUCUUUUGUUUUAUUUCGAUGGGUUAGUUUCAAAGGUCCAUUUUGUACAGUGCAAUGGUAAAGCAUUUUCACAAUCACAGAUUUUCUGCGUUUUUGGAAUCGAUAAUCAGACAUCAACUUUUAGCAUCCUGAUCAGAUUUUUUGCUGUUGGGUUUUUGUAGAAGCAUGCUCAACAGCACCACCAAUGGUUAUAAGACAAAAUACACAGAAUGGUAUAAAGAAGCAUGAAGCGAGACUGGGGCUGACUUCUUUCUAUCCCGGACUGUAGAUUCAUGCAGCCUGUCAGUGAGAAGUCAUGUCUCUCGUGUGUUAGAGAGAGUGUAUCAGAGUUGUAAGAUCAUAGCAGCUAACUAGCACUCAAUUCAACACCUAGCGUGCAACGUAGCUAGAUUAGCAAAAAGUAUGAUGGAUAAUUGACAUUGAAAUUUCUAAAUAGACUAAACUUCAUUAAACAGCUAAAUUUUGUCUGUAUUUAGCAAAUACAAAACUACAGAACACAAAAGGCAUUUCCAUACAAAUUCCAAGUUGAUUUGUAUCUUAUAUGUAUUCAAAAUUCUUCCCAUCCAUGUAUCUGAAAUUAUUGUCAUAUUAGAUGGAUGAGACUGAAUGAAUAUAGACUGCACACAGUUUUCUGUUUCCUGAUAGAAACCAGAAAGAUCCAGUGUUCACCCAUCUGUUUGUAGUUUUAUACUUAAAAAAACAAAAACAACAACAACAACAACAAAAAAAUUCCCGAUCUUUUGAUGAUCAUCCAAGUGUUUUAUUCCAAAGCUAAAACAAACACUCAUGUCAGCGGUUGCUCCAUCAAACCCUGCAUUCUUCCAGAUUUAUAUAUAUAUAUAUUUUUACAAGUAGGGUCAUGAACUCUGAUAUAUUCUGAUAAAUUCAGGGAGAUACACUGUUUUUGUCCAUUUAUACCUUUCUUACAUAUGACAUCGAUUAAAAAUCCAAUCACUUUGCCAACUUUUGUUUGAAUUUGUCCCCAUUUCUAAAAGCCCUUCUAAAAGUUCUUCGUACAUUGCUUACCAAAUCCAAAUUAGAAAUAUACCGUACCUACAAGAAGCGAUUAAGGGACCAAGCACUUUCUGGUUCCACCCCUUAGCGAUGGAGGAAGACCAGACGCCAUUGGUACUAGAAGCCAUUGGGACUAUUAGCACUAGUAAAUUAGAUGAUGAUACAUCAAGUCGUUCCUGAGAUAUGGCCAUGGGACAGUUAUUUGAUGUGGUCUCAUGAUUCUGUGAUCCAAUGACACCUCCAAAAGAUGUAUGCCAGUUUUACUGUUGGUAAUCAUACAAAUUCGCUCGUCAUUCACAAUUGCAAUUAUUUUUCUAAUCCCAAACUGUACCAGUAUUCUAAAUUUGCAUUUCAAAUGAAUUAAUAUAUCACCACUCAUUAUCAGAAGACCGUGUUAACGGACAACGUGCUAAAAUGCAGGAAAUCAGAGAUGGCGAAGAUAUUCAUCUUUCAUUGCACUGUACACGAAUUGAGGAAUUUCUGCUACUGUGUUCUGUAUAAACCUGCUUCCAUGUUCCAAUACUGCUUCAUAUAAUCGUAUAGAAGUGUUCCGAAGUUCUCUGUGAACACAUAACCGAAAUGAGAAGGUGCUCUGAAGCUUGAUUAACUGUUGAAGGAACACACAUAGUGGAUGAUUCCUUCCUGAAGUCUUCCAGCUGGGUUAACUUUUCUUGUCUAGCCAUUCACUUAGAAAUACAGAGGAUAAUGACUUCUGACCCUCUUCAAAUUUUAGAAUUAGCUCACAGAGGCUAGCCAACUUCAACAAACCCUUGGUAAUAAUGUUGAAAGGAAAAAAAAAAAAAGACCAUUCUAAGUUCAGAGCGAGGGCUUGGGAACGAAGAGGCCUCUGCAUUAAAGUGAAAAACAGCCAAGAGGUCUAAAAAUGUCUCUUUACUUGUAACACUGUGAAUGCUUACCUAUUACUCACUGUGUAUACAUGAUGUAUUAUUUCUAUUGUACAUAUUUACGCUGAAGUACAUAAGUAUAUAAAUAUAUUCCGAAAUUUUUGCGGGAGUUAUGGAUUCCUCGUUUGAAGAUUAAAUAAACCAGCGUAUAUGAAACGUUGCAGUAAAUAGCAUCAGGGACAGAGGGAAUUUAUUGGAUGCAUAAAUUCAUUAAGUUGUUUAGAGUGAGACGAGAAACCAGAAAUGAUUUUUUUUUUUCCAGCUGUUGCAUUGUAUAUGAAGAAUCAAUCGCACUUUUCAUGAAAAGAUUAUUUCGAUUGUUUAGAUUUAGAUCUAUACUGUACAACAUUGUACACAACUUUACACUAUGCAAACCAGUGCCAGUGUUUUAGUGUCGACUAAACAUAUCAGCUUUUUAUUUGUAUUUUAUUAUAUUAUUUUUGAAUAUAUUCAUAUCACAGAACUGAUCAAACCACUUCAUGAUGUCUCAGUGAAACGAGAGAUUCGGUCCAUAAGAGCAGCUCGCUUCUGAUUCAUUUCCAAACCGGGACUCAUCGGAGUCAACCUUUGACCUACACAAAUUCAUUCGAGUGCCGCCUGAGGAUUCAUCCCUCACUGAGACCCGGAAAUGAAUAUUAAUAAGUUGUUAUUAAAAGAUAUUUUGUUUGUUAUUGGCUUGGUAUCUGUACGUCUCAAUGUUUUUAAUGUGUUUCAGAGUGUUUAUGUACAGUAUGUAUUCUUUUUUUCAGAAAAAUAAAAAUCUUAUAAAGCA
Ictalurus punctatus (channel catfish) is the source of this 5088-nucleotide messenger RNA. It is a transcript of the gene ednraa, whose product is annotated as endothelin receptor type Aa. Bases 292 to 1566 code for a protein of 424 amino acids. Gene Ontology annotation, cellular component: membrane. Gene Ontology annotation, molecular function: endothelin receptor activity. Lineage: Eukaryota; Metazoa; Chordata; Actinopteri; Siluriformes; Ictaluridae. The transcript is spliced from 8 exons. Gene Ontology annotation, biological process: regulation of blood pressure; enteric nervous system development; vasoconstriction. The record is from RefSeq and is a predicted model, not a curated record.